GCCCCUUCAGCGUCUUAUAAAAUCACCUCCUACUGUCUCACACAGCACAUUCAGCCUUCAGCCAACCAGAGAGACUGCUGUGUAUUUACAUCACUCCUAACGAGCUCUUUUUGGAAAGCGAUAAUGGACCCCUGCGAGUGUUCAAAGACUGGAACCUGCACGUGCGGUACAUCCUGCAAAUGCUCCAACUGCCAGUGCAAAUCCUGCAAAAAAAGUUGCUGCUCUUGCUGCCCUUCUGGCUGCAGUAAGUGUGCCUCAGGAUGUGUGUGCAAGGGAGAUACCUGUGAUUCCAAGUGCUGUCAGUGAACACUCCAACACUAUUGCCACCAUGUAAAUGUUUUUUUUUUUUUUUUUUGAAAAUUCCAA
This is a messenger RNA of Clarias gariepinus (North African catfish), 366 nucleotides long. Its product is annotated as metallothionein. The transcript is spliced from 3 exons. Gene Ontology annotation, molecular function: metal ion binding. Lineage: Eukaryota; Metazoa; Chordata; Actinopteri; Siluriformes; Clariidae. The record is from RefSeq and is a predicted model, not a curated record. Bases 124 to 306 code for a protein of 60 amino acids.